Messenger RNA from Corticium candelabrum, 664 nucleotides. RefSeq names its product ankyrin repeat domain-containing protein 39-like. Lineage: Eukaryota; Metazoa; Porifera; Homoscleromorpha; Homosclerophorida; Plakinidae. The record is from RefSeq and is a predicted model, not a curated record. Gene Ontology annotation, molecular function: protein binding; ubiquitin-protein transferase activity. Gene Ontology annotation, biological process: protein K6-linked ubiquitination. Bases 1 to 558 code for a protein of 185 amino acids. The transcript is spliced from 3 exons. Gene Ontology annotation, cellular component: BRCA1-A complex; BRCA1-BARD1 complex.
AUGGAGGGCCACUUGCAUGGUGAAUGUUGUGGUUGUUCGGUUGCGGAGGGCGCUUUGACUCAGACGAUGUCGGAGAUGGAAUUUGAACGUGGAAUAUGGCAGGCUGCAAUGGACGGUUCUGUUGAUCGUGUUAGGCGGUUGCUGGAAAAUGGAACUCCUCCUAACGUCACAGAUAGUGCGACAUACACCGCUCUGCACUAUGCCAGCCGUAAUGGUCAUUUGCUGGUCGUCGAAUUGCUUCUCAACAAUGGAGCAGCAGUCAAUGUCCAAACGUCGGGAGGAGCCACGCCGUUACACAGAGCCGCAUACUGUGGACACGUUGCUGUUUGUGAGCGAUUGUUAAGAAAAGGAGCCGAUCCUUAUCUCUCCGAUUCAGAUGGCAAAAUCGCACUUCACAAGGCAGCAGAGGGUGGUCACGAAGACAUCGUUUGCCUUCUGUUGGAGACAUCUCGUCUGCCAGAAAUGAGACAAAUAGAAGACAACAGAAUGAAGCGUCCAGUAGACUACAUACCACAACAACAUGCGAACAAACAAGUCUUACUAGAACUUCUGACAUAAUUUCAAUUAUCUCAUUUAGUUACAACAGUUAAGUGAUACGUUGAUAUCAAUUACCCAGUGCAACACGUGAUAAAGUAGGUAACACACGUGAUGGCACAUCGCUUGU